Molecule: messenger RNA, 2721 nt
Organism: Papilio xuthus (Asian swallowtail)
Lineage: Eukaryota; Metazoa; Arthropoda; Insecta; Lepidoptera; Papilionidae
Product: trichohyalin
Exons: 7
Coding region: 341-2302 (653 amino acids)
Source: RefSeq, a predicted model, not a curated record
UGAACCGCGAGCCACGGUGCGAGACGGACGUGUCGUGUAACGCAUCAAUUGAAUGCUAAUUACUAUUAAUUGGUGUUACAUUCGACGCUGUGUGAGAUCGCGUACAAAACUUCAACAAGUUAUAUUGCAAAUAGAAAACGUUUCGCUUUCACGGCUGUUUUAGCUUUUGUUAGCAAGGACAGUGUUUUGAAAGUUUUACUAGCAGGAUAGAAAUAAAGUGUCUUAUAAAUUGGUGUGUUACGGCAUUGCUGUAUCGCGUGCUAACGGAUCGAUCAGUGGAUUUCCUGAUCCACUAAUCAACAUAUAAUUUGAUAUUCAACAAUGACAUAGGAGCCUAACAAUGGCGCUAAGAUUGAAAAAGGAUAUAAAAAAGGCCUCGUACUACGUGUGGUUCCUGGGAGCACAGGAGUCGCGCGGGCUGCGGGGCGAGGAGUUUGCGCUCCCAGCUAUACGAGUGCUGGAGGAAAGAGCCAGAGACUUGGAGCCUUUUAAAGUAACUCUACAGGUAUCGCACAAAGGUCUGAAGAUAAUCCAGAAUGUGAGUGCGAAGGGCAAACAACAGACGAUCAAGCACUUCAUUCCUCACGGUAGCAUUACGAGUGCUGUGGUACAAGGCGAUGUAGUUGCCUGCGUUCUGCUAUUAUACAACCCCAUCACUGGCUGUCCAGUACACGUGCAUGCAUACAGAUGCGAUUCGGAUCAUACAGCUGAGAUGUUGUACACGCAUCUACAAGCCUUAAUAGAGAGACCAGAGAACCAGAAGAAGUUUGCAGAUAUCGAAAGGAAAUUACAAAUGCGCGGAGCUCUCCCUUCAAAGAAGCCUCCAGACUCCUCUCUUGGUAGCGAAGUAUCCAGAGAAUCAGACUCCGGGAGUAACGAGGAACGAUGUGUGGCGAAUCUAUACGACAGUUUAGCAGCCGAAUUGAAACAGAAAUUGUCUACAGGUAAAAAGGGUCUAGGCAAAAGUCCAAUCCUACUUCCACCUAGAGACUACGACACGGUGCAUCGUCAGAAAGGCAACCUCAGUAAUAUAGACACACGGCGUUGCCUCAAUCAGAACAUAGUUGGAGUAAACGCGAGACGUAAGCUGGAGUCGUCGGGAGGCAGUUCUGGUAUCGGCAGUGAUCUCGCGCCCUCACCUGAGAGGAAUGAUUACGCCAGACAACACGAUAACCAUAGCACUAGUGAGGAGGACUGGGCGGAGAGCACGGCGUACAUGAUGCACGAGGCAUUCGAGGCGUCUCCCCCGCGCCGCGCCGCGUCGCCACCUCGUGCCGCCUCACCCCCGCGCCGAGCGCUCUCCCCGCGCGGCUACGAUCGUGCCUACAACGACGACUACCUGCCGCCCGUCGAGCCUUACCGCGACCAACUUGCGCCCUUCCGCGACGCCACCUUCGAACGCCGCUUCCGCCACGAGUCCCUCGAACGCGGCACUAAGGAGAAGCCCGACAAAUUCCUCGAGGAUGGAACCGGCUACAGGCGGCGGUACGUGCCCGAAGCCAAGCCCUCCAAUCGGAGCAUAGACCGGGGUGACGACCGACGGUUCGGCAAACUGCAGCGCGGUGCCAGCGAGGGCAGUCUCAAACUCGCCGAGACCUCACCGAAGGACCGUUUCAACGUCGCCAAGGAGAAGUUCAUGAACCUGGAAAGGGAGAGAUUCAACAGGGAGCUGGAGCAGCAUAUGGCCAUGAGGAGGAGCAUGCUCGAAAGGAAUAGUCGCUCGACUUCUUCCCCCGAGGAAGAGAGACGGGACGAGCGGCAGGAGCGCCAUCGAGAGCUGAGCUCCCGACGAGAACCUGACCGUUCUCAUCGGGAUAUCGAGCGCUCUCACCGCGACACGGAUCGGCGCAAGGACAUAGAGCGCGUGCGAGACGUCGACCCAGCGGACCUCGGCCACAGGGAGAUAGAGAGGUUGCCGCGCGUAGGCCGCAAGCGGGACGAGAAGCGGUACGAAUACGGCGCGGAGGACUACCUGAACAGGAUCGAGCCGAAGCCGGAGCGCGAUUUCGAUCGGUACAGGGAGCGGCGGGAGCUGGACCGGCGCAUAGACGAGGACGAGAUCGAGCCGGUGCUGGAGGAGCGGCGUCGGGAGUGGACGGACCGGCAGCGCGCUUUCAGUCGCUCCCGGCUGCUGGACGAGCAGCGCGUGGCUUACCCCGAGGGCGACAGAGAUAGGGACAGGUACUAUGACCGCGAGUACCGGGACUUCCGCGAGCUGGCGGAUCGCCAGCCCACAAAGUUCCGGCACAGCUAUGCGGAGCCCAUCCCACGCGGACGACUCGGGACAGUCCGGCCCUACUGAUAUGCCAUAGUACAUCUAGUGAUGUACCUCACGAUGACGAACAGACAGAUGUCUCGACUGCGGAGCUCGGUACAGACGUGGCUAGUGUGUGCAGUACAGAUCACAAUAUUGCACGUGUUACAACUGAGUUCAGUUUUGCCAUAAAGUGUAAUCAAAGCUGAGUUGAUGUUUUUUGGAGUCAAUGAUUUUUUAUUACGUAUGUUCUAUAUUUUAUUUUGUACCAAUUUAAAAAUUAACAAACCUCUUUUAUUAUCAUAUUAUGCUAAUAUAAGACGGUGCAUAUAAUAGUCAACUUAAUUUCGAUGUUUAACGAGUAAAUACGUAUGAAUUAUGAACAUUUCAUACUGUUUCAAUUACAACUAUUCGUAUUUAACGUCCUAUUGCUAAUUUUCAAUGCAAUAUCCUUGCAAUAAUUUGGU